Messenger RNA from Paramecium primaurelia, 2762 nucleotides. Lineage: Eukaryota; Ciliophora; Oligohymenophorea; Peniculida; Parameciidae. The record is from the annotation of a GenBank genome assembly.
AUGAAACCAUUGUCUCAAAUAAGCAUUAAAGAACAGUCAGAGUAUCAUUUUAGUGGACCUAAAGUUAUGCUUGAUGAUCAUAGACUUUCUAAUAAAUUAUAAAGACAAUAUUCUGAUGAUUUAUGUAAAGGCUCUCUCUAUAUAUAAUCAAACAAUUAUGUAGAUGUUGUUUGCACUCCAAAUGCUAUUAAUACAGCUAGAAAUAAUAGGGUUACAAAGAGAAUGGUAUUUUAUUGUUAUUGAUUAGAGUUAACUCGACGUAAAAAAGAAGAAAAUAAUUAAAAACUAGUUGACAAUUAAGUGUUUAAAACUUUAGCUAAGGAUAGAUUAGUAAAAUAAUUUAAGAGAAAUUUGUUUAUUAAAUCUUAUGUGAUGAGUCAAGAAUAUAAAGGAGUAAUUUAGAAUCAUUUUAAAUAUGAAUAAAAUAGUUCAAAAAGAGUAGAAUGUAUAAUUAUUGUUUAAUGUUUAGUUAAUUCAGAAUAAUAAGACAAAUAAAUAUUUUUAAUACCUGGCAGCAAAUUUACAUUGAUUUUAGAUUUAUUAUCAUUGAUUAUUAAAAUAAUCUGUUUAUGGAUGUCACCACUUAUAGUAUCUUUUUCAUUAGAUGAUGAUAUAUUCAAAUGGUUUUAAAUUGGAAUCAUGUUUCAAAUUAUUAUUGAAGUUAUUAUCUAAACAAAUAGACCAAUUAAUAUUUAAGGUGAAACCAUCACUAAUUAGAGAAGAAUAUUAUCAAAUUAUAUUUAAUAUUUUUUAAUUGAAGACAUAAUUGAUUUGAGUUGUUGGGUAAUAUAAUUUUUUAAUAUUAAUAAUUUAAUAAAUAGCUUGAUUUGUGGUAUUAUUAUAUUGGUUUCAUUAAAAAAAUUGACGAAGAAUUACUCUAAUUGUAUAGAAACUAUGUUCUUAAAAGGUAGUUUCAAUUAUGCUAUAGACUUAUUUACACUUAUAAUUACAAUUCUUACUUUUGUGCAUUUGAUGGGAUGUAUUAUGUAUUAUGUUGGUUAUUUAACAAUGUUCACUGGCCAAUCUUGGUUAUUAAAGUAUUCAAUAGCAGAUUCUUCUUUUUGGAUACAAUAUAAUUAUUCAAUAUAUUGGGCAAUCACUACUAUGGUGACUGUAGGUUAUGGAGAUAUUACAGCAACAAAUCAAUAUGAAAUGAUGUUUGUUAAUUUUAUGAUGCUGCUUAGUAGUGGAAUGUUUGCAUAUUCUAUUAAUAGUAUAGGUAUGAUAUUGAAGAGUAAUUAUGAUAUUCAACAAAAAUUUAAGUAAAUGUAUUUGAGUUUAAAUUAGGCGAAGUUUAAUCCUCAUAAAUAAUUAUAUGAAGAAAGGAUAAUUGUCUUAACCUGUUUAAAAUAGAGUCAGAAAUUAUUUAAAAUAUUAUUUAUUAACAGAAAAUAAUGAGAAUUUUGAUGAAAUUAAAGAAAUAAUAACUCAUUUACCUACUAAAUUAAAAUAAGAAUUGACAUUAGGUAUAUAGAUGAGCAUAAUGUCUAAAAUAUCAGUAUUAAAUCAUAAUUUUUCAUCUUAAAUUCUAAAUUAAUUAUCCCAAAAGAUGGAAUAAAUUAAAUGUAUCCCAGAUGAAAUUAUAUAUAACAAUGGGGAUUAAGAUGAUUAAUAUUUGUAACAUAUUAAAUAUAAUUCUGUAGAUAUUAUUUACAAGAUGGAGAAGUUUAUUUAUGUGAAGAUAGGAGCAAUAAAUUAUUGUAGAUUAUUAAUACUGGGGAGAGUUUUGGAGAAUAUUAAUUUUUUACUGGAUUCAAGACUUAAACAUAAGCUAUCAGUCAUGGCCAUUCAACUUUAUAUCGAAUUCAUAGAAAUUCCUUCAUCAAAUUAUUUACCUAAAUUAGUAAUAAGGAUUUUUAGAGGUUUCAUAAUAUCAAAGAUAGCAUUAUAUUUUUAAAUAAUUAUUAAGUAAUUCUUAAGAAAUGUAAUUUUUGUAACUUAUAUAAUCAUGCCAAUAUUGAAUGUCCUUUAAUUACAUAUUAACCUAAUAAAUUUAAAAUAGUAAUGCAACCUGAUAAUAAUAUAAAUUAAGUGAUGUUAAGAAUGAAACAUUAAAGAGUUGGUGAUAAAAUUAAUUCAUUAUUAAUACAUAAUAAAGUUAUUGAAUCAGUUUAAGACUAUGUUUAGACAAGAUCUAUAACAGAAUUUAAUGAUCCUUAAAAUAGAAUUAUGAAUAUACACUAAUAAUAAACAGGUUAAAUAAAUAAUUAAUAAAUUUAAUCUAGACAGAGUAAAUAAAUAACGCAAGAAAUCAAUUAAUCAAGUAAAGAUGAGUUUAAUUUUGAAAAAUAGAGUUCAAUCUAAUAAAUAUAAGUAUCAAAAAAGCUUAAAAAUAAUCAUUAUAAGGUACAUAAAACCUACUUAAGAAAAAAACAUAAUAAAUAAAAAAUAAACAUAGAUAUCAAUCUUCACUUCAAAACUUUUCUUUGAAGAAAUAAAAUUCUGUUUAUUUAUCAACAUCAUCUUAAUUCUUGACUAUAAAUGAAUUGGAUGAAGACAAUUAAGAAAAUUAAGAGUAAAGUGAUUAUGAAAUAAAUUUUAGACAAUUAGAUUAUCUUUAUGCUCAUCCAUAAUAAAUAAAUCUUUGUAUUGAUAAACAUUAUAAUUAUUAAGGAUAUAUGUAAAAUGACAAUAUAUUUUUUGUUAUUAAAAAGCUAGAUAAACAUAAGAUGAAAAAUUCUAGAAUAUGGAAUUUAUAAAAUAAGAGUUAAGAUGGAGGUAUUUAUGUAUAAGAUGAAUACUCAAUAAUAAUUGAAAAAUGA